Molecule: messenger RNA, 743 nt
Organism: Culex quinquefasciatus (southern house mosquito)
Lineage: Eukaryota; Metazoa; Arthropoda; Insecta; Diptera; Culicidae
Exons: 3
Coding region: 118-663 (181 amino acids)
Source: RefSeq, a predicted model, not a curated record
UGGGUUGGUUUGUUUACAAUCAAAUUCGCGUCCAACUUGUUUGGCAAGAAAACCGUUCAGUGAAAAUUAAAAUCGAAUUUUCUUUAUAAAAUUGAAAAACCGAGCCAUUCUUUCGAGAUGGCGUCGAAUCAGGAAAAGCCAAGCAAAUAUAAAAAGCAAUUUGAACAAAAGUACAACGAACUCGUUCAAUCAAUAAGCGCCACCCACUUCGAAGACUACGACAAACUGUCCAAGGAGAACGCCCUCAAGAUAUUCCAGGCUGGCCUGCGCAACAACAUCCUGUCCCAGUUUAGCGCCGUGUGGGACUACACCGACACGGAGGAGCACCUGCUGGUGCUGGACGUGCUGAAGGCCGAUCCCCGAAACGACAGCGAGAAAAAGUGGCGCCCCACGGACAAGAGCGUCCAGGAGCAGGUGCGGCCGCUGGUCGUGAACAAGCUCAAGUGGCAGAUCAAGUACUACGAGAAGCAGAUCCAGUUCCAGAAGCAGCAGUUGGAGCGUGCGGUACUAAAGAUUGAGCAAGGACGGACAAAAUAUGCAGAUCUACUGGAACGCAGAGAAUCGCUCAAAAAUGCCGUUUCGAACGAGCUUAAGGACUUGAAGAAGAUCGAUGCGCAAAUAUCGGACAUGGCAGACAAAUUGGUGGACGAUUUGCAGAGCUGAUUGGAGCAGAUUUCUUCUGUUGAACUCAUUUAUUUAUCGUUUCAUUUCAAGCAUUUAAAAAGUAAUCUCAUAAAACUAAA